CAACAAUCACUUUAAACAAUGGCGGCAAGCGGUUCACGAGUGGGUUUACGUUGGGGCGAUAGUGAAGUCGAGUGUUUACUUGAAAUUUGGGCCGACGACAGCAUUCAGUCGCAGCUGGACACCACACACAAGAAUUCGGGGGUGUUUGGUGCAAUACGUGACUAUUUAGAACAUCGUGGAUACCACCGAACUAUGGGACAGUGUCGGGACAAAGUUAAAAAGCUGAGGUUCCAAUACCUCAGAGUGCGGGACGCACUCCGCAGGUCGGGCUCGUCUUCUGAUGAAAAGGGCCGGUUUCCGUGGUACGACGCUGUCGACCUGAUAAUUGGCCAUAAAACAAGCAGUGUGCCGAGAGUUUUGGAGUCGAGUCCGGUGUUCUGCAGGUUGGAAUGCACGACGGAGGACAAUAUACGUGAAACUCCAUUGAAAGUCGCUUUGUGUCGCAGGCGCCGGAAGGGCCUCCGCGACAAGUACAUCCGGGAGGUCAGGAAGGAGAAGCAGGCAAUCGUGAGUGGGGAGAUCGUAGGCUCACAGGGGAGGUGGAGACACACUGCUGACCGGGCCUUCCUCAUGGAGCCGCCUCGGGACAUGAAGAACUGGACUGGGGGAGGAGGAGAUCACAGCAACACCGAGCCCGAGUUGCCAGUGGUCAACGGCGAGGUCCACGGUUGUGUGGAGAAGCCAGCGGAAAUAGAGGUUAAAACUGAGGAUGUUGAGGACGAGCCUGAGGAGGAGUCGGCUGCGGCCCAUGGCAUGGGGAGCUACACGCGGGCAGAGCCGACCGUUCAACAAAGCUCGGCCAAACUCUUCUGCCAAAGCAUCGUGCCUCAUUUGGAGAGGCUGCCUCUAGAGAAACUCAUCCAGGUGCAGAUACAGAUCCUCCAAGUGGUUCAAGAUGCAACGGGCAGCUAGUCUUUUUUUUAUCACACACAAAUCUAAAAUAAGCUUCAGCAUCACAGAGAUGCAUUUUAGCUAACAAUACAGAAGUAAUUGUUGUUGUAGAAUUGUUCUCCUACUCUCCCAUAUUGGGAAGAACAUGGGAUUAAACGUUUGAGGACCUUUUUGUGUUUUUUUUUAUGAACGUUUUUUUUAUGGUGAAGAAAUGGACAACAAACCUGUCAUUUACUUGUAUCCUUAAGGGUUUUUGAUGAGAUUUUUUCUUUUGGCAUUGUGUUAAAACAUUGUAAAUAAUGUGUAUUUGUUUUCUCCAAUUUCAUUUUAAAAUGAUGACAACAUUUGUGCUACUGCGUUUCAGUAGUUAUGAGUCCAUGCCUGGGAAUGGGGAAAUGCACCCUGGUUUUUAGCAUUUCUCACGAAAGCCGGUCUAUGUAAUCUCUCCUCCCUACCGCUCCAGCAUUAAUCACGAAACACAGCGCAACAAUGGUUUUAUGGCUAAGUUACAUUUCCUAGGAUACCACCAUUUCAAGCGACGGCAUCCAAUGCUGCGACCAUGACACUAUUUUUGUAGUUUAACAGGCUGAAGGAUGUGGAGGAGAGCAACACUAUUUCACUUUCUUCAGUCAAAUCCACUAACAUUCCAUGCACUAGAUAAGGAUAUAUCUAGAAUAUUUUCCAUUUGGAUAUCUGAAAUUAAUGUUUUGACUUUGACAAUUGGAUUGUAUAUCUGAAAUGUGAAUAUUUCCUAGUAACAAGAGAUAUAUUUAUCUAUUUGUUUGUGUAGGCGGCCUAUGUUUGAAUAAUGCUAUUGUGGAUAUCCGAAACUGAAAGCCCAAUAAAGCAAAAGUGACGUCACAUGUCCGAGGAAAA
This is a messenger RNA of Gadus morhua (Atlantic cod), 1767 nucleotides long. RefSeq lists its product as uncharacterized. The record is from RefSeq and is a predicted model, not a curated record. The transcript has 3 exons. Gene Ontology annotation, molecular function: DNA binding. NCBI's taxonomy places the organism in Eukaryota, Metazoa, Chordata, Actinopteri, Gadiformes, Gadidae. The coding region runs from base 19 to 912 and encodes 297 amino acids.